AUGGGUUCUGAUAGCAACAAUUUGGGAUUCUUCAAGGAGAUCGGUUUGGGUGCCAAUAACAUCGGCUCUUUCAUCAAUGGCAAAUGGAAAGCCAACGGUCCAACUGUUGAUUCUGUCAAUCCUUCCACCAAUCAGGUUAUUGGUUCGGUGACUGAAGCAUCUUUGGAUGAUUAUGAAGAGGGGUUGAAAGCUAGCAGUGAAGCAGCUAAGACAUGGAGGAAUGUUCCGGCACCGAAAAGAGGUGAGAUUGUAAGACAGAUUGGGGAUGCAUUGAGGGCUAAGUUGGAUCCACUUGGUAGGUUGGUGGCUCUUGAGAUGGGCAAAAUUCUUGCUGAAGGAAUUGGUGAGGUUCAGGAAAUUAUUGAUAUGUGUGAUUAUUCUGUUGGGCUGAGCAGACAACUGAAUGGAUCGAUUAUCCCAUCUGAACGUCCCGAACAUAUGAUGUUUGAGGUAUGGAACCCACUAGGAAUCGUUGGUGUAAUCACUGCUUUCAACUUUCCAUGUGCUGUACUAGGAUGGAAUGCUUGCAUUGCCCUAGUCGGUGGUAACACUGUUGUUUGGAAGGGUGCUCCAACUACUCCGUUGAUAACUGUUGCCGUGACAAAGCUGAUUGCUGAAGUUCUUGAGAGGAACAAUUUACCCGGAGCAAUAUUUACCUCUCUCUGUGGAGGUGCUGAUAUUGGGCACGCAAUAGCGAAAGACACACGUAUUCCUUUGGUUUCAUUUACCGGAAGCUCAAAGGUGGGCGCACUGGUCCAGCAAACAGUGAGUCAAAGAUUUGGCAAAACCUUGCUUGAGUUAAGUGGUAACAAUGCAAUAAUAGUCAUGGAUGAUGCCGAUAUCACACUGGCUGUACGCUCUAUUUUCUUUGCAGCUGUCGGCACUGCUGGUCAGCGUUGUACAACCUGCCGUAGACUGUAUCUGCAUGAGAGUGUUUAUGCAAACGUGCUUGAACAACUUACCGCACUCUACAAACAAGUCAAAAUUGGGAAUCCUCUGGAGGAAGGGACACUAGUUGGGCCUCUGCAUACUCGUUCUGCUGUGGAAAAUUUCAAGAAUGGUAUUUCUGCAAUUAAAUCUCAGGCAAGGAAGAUUGUAACAGGGGGAUCUGUAUUAGAGUCAGAAGGAAACUUUGUCGUGCCAACGAUUGUUGAGAUUUCUGCAGACGCAGCUGUAGUUAAAGAAGAAUUGUUUGCUCCAGUUCUCUAUGUUAUGAAAUUUAAGGAUCUUGAAGAAGCAAUUGCCUUGAACAAUUCCGUAUCUCAAGGAUUGAGUAGUUCCAUCUUCACACAAAAGCCUGCCACUAUAUUCAAAUGGAUAGGGCCAAGUGGAAGUGAUUGUGGUAUUGUAAAUGUGAACAUACCAACAAAUGGAGCUGAGAUUGGAGGUGCCUUUGGUGGAGAAAAGGCAACUGGUGGUGGUCGUGAAGCUGGAAGUGACUCAUGGAAGCAAUACAUGCGCCGAUCUACAUGUACCAUCAAUUAUGGAAGUAAAUUGCCAUUAGCUCAGGGAAUUAACUUUGGUUAA
Molecule: messenger RNA, 1527 nt
Organism: Lathyrus sativus (Indian pea)
Lineage: Eukaryota; Viridiplantae; Streptophyta; Magnoliopsida; Fabales; Fabaceae
Source: the annotation of a GenBank genome assembly